CAGGAAACCUGGGCGGUCAUAGCCUUAACGCUAAUCUGAAGACAUUUACGAAUGGCCAGCAACCAAGCAAGUCUUGGCAGCAACAGACGCAGCAACACCAAUUUUUCUCACAACGGCAGCUCGAGACGAAGGAUGUGACCAAAUAGUCAGUAUAGCAGGGCUCAUUAUUCUACCACCAUGACAGUUCUUCUUCGAUCAUCAACGACCCUUGCUGCACUUCUCUUGUUGCUUCCCAAGACUUUUGUCUUGGGCAGCGUCAAGUUGGUCAUGCAGAAUGGUGGUGCCUCUCAGUGCCAAACGUUAUGGGCCAAGCACACGAUCGCCGUUGGCAAUGUCUGUGUGGAAGCCGAUCAACGCAAUCCGGAACAACUAAUCGUUUCCUACGAGACUCGAGAUGGUUGGAAGCUCGAUGAUGCCCACUUGUGGAUCGGACGAAACAUAUCGGAAAUUCCCUUUAUGGCCGACGAACCCGCCGACGACAGUAAACGCAGUGUGCAACAGCAGCAGCAUCAGGACCAACCCUACCAGAAACAGCAACAAGUCGAUCUAACCCAAUUCCCGUACAAGAAGGAAGACUUGGCGGGAAAACACGAAAAUUUUGGGUUCGUGGUCAAAUUGCAGCAUUUGGGUUAUAGCUGCCCCGAUACCCAAGCCUUUGUAGCUGCUGCCCACGCCACUGUGACGGCUCGAUCGUCUAUUCGAAAUGGGAACACUCCUACCCUGCAAAGUGCUUGGGCCAGCCACAUUGAACCCAUGAAAAAACAUGUAUUGCAAGGUGCCACCAUGAUUAAUCGAAUCAAUCAGUGGCAAGACUUCAACUUUACCUUGGUGUGUGACAUUAAGAAUGAUCCUCCAGAGGGUGCUCCCAAGCGUCAUUUUGCCAACCAGGUGCCAAAGUAGAUAAGCCAUGGUAAAGAAGUGAACACUUGACUCUGAUGUACACUAUUCAUGUCAGGGGUCUGGUCAGAGAAUUGGCGUACACAAGGAUCGGACUAUGAAAUACAUACUGUUCAUAAAAUAACUGGAUGUGCAACC
This is a messenger RNA of Seminavis robusta, 1035 nucleotides long. NCBI's taxonomy places the organism in Eukaryota, Bacillariophyta, Bacillariophyceae, Naviculales, Naviculaceae. The record is from the annotation of a GenBank genome assembly.